CGACUAACCAACUAGAUAAUUCGUGAUCAUACAUCACGUCAACAGCGCCUUCCUUGUUGUUCAUACUUGGUAACAGAACCUACUUACUUAUGGGGAAUCGUUUGUGAUUCCUUCCGUUUCAUCCCCAGAGUUGAUUUGAUAUUUUGCGAACGAUCCAGCAGUGCAGUAUACCAACAUGGAUCCCCAAUCACCCCCAAAGCGGAUGACCCGUGCCAGAGCAGCAAAGGCCGAGUCUACCCUGAAAACCACGAAAAUAAUCACCGCUGCUGCCAAGGCAAAGACAACCCGGAGCACCGCCACGUCAAGUUCGACUUCCACGAAGAGAAAGGCCCGGUCCGACGAAGACGUGGAAGCGGAAGACCAAGACCAGGACAAUGACGAACUAGCCAAACCAGCCGAACCAGAGCCGGUGAUGAAAACUACCAGGAGCCGUGGACGACCAAAGAAGGUGGCCGAACCAGAGCCUGAACCAGCUCUAGCACCUCCGGCCCGCACCCGAGGCAGACCCAAGAAGGUCGUUGAGGAGCCGCCUAAGCAUGAGCCCACCAGAGCCACAAGGGCCACCCGUGCAAGAAAGGCGCUGCUGGAGGAAAACCCUCCAGUUCCAGCCGAGGUUGAAAAGAAGACGACCACCCGGGCUCGAGCCACGUCGACGGCAACGCAGCCAGGCCGGACCACCGUCAAGAAGACGGUCAAGUUUGAGGAGCCGGAGAAGGAGAACAUCGCCCCUCCUGCUGCGUCGAAGAGCAAACCCGCCACAAAAGCCUCGGAGCCUGCCGCUGGACUGCGUGCAAAACCCGUCAGGAAAGCUGCAGCCACUGGACGGGCUACCAGAGCCACCAAGUCUGCCAUCCAGGCUGAGGAAAUGUACGAUAAGCCCGUUCCAUUGAGCCCUAAGAAGAUUACUCAGAUGGCUUUGAACAACAGAGCGGCGGAUUCUGAGGAUGAACUGGCAAUCGACGAAAAGACCCCGGUCAAGCCGAGAGUCAGAGGCCCAGCGAAGCUCCCGGUGCGCAUCGCAAAACCGGACCUCCCACCGCCGGCCAAGUCGGAAGAUGACACGACCAAGAUUCCGACUGUUAUGCUUGGUAGCCCUUGUCGGCGCCUGCCCUCGUCGCCUUGGAAGGACGCGAUGAAGUCUCCAGCAAAGAGGGUCGAGGGGAUAUCGAGUCUGUCUCUGUCCGCUGGCGUUGCCCCGAGUGGCCAGGCUGGCCAGGCUGGCCAGUCGCCAUUCAAGACAUCUCUUCUACAAUCGCCUGCCAAGCGACCUCAGUCCCCAAUCAAGGCCUUCAAUGCCCGAGUCAGUGCCCGACAGGAGCCCAUUGCUUCGCCAUUCAAGGGAUCGUUCAUGUCGCCGGCUAAGCGCCCAUUCUCCCCCAUCAAGGCAUUUGCUUCGGCAAGGAAACAAGACGAGCAGGUUCUUGACCGGACUCCGGGACCGAAGCCGACUCUCCUAGCAACCCCCCUGCCCCAGGAAAGUGCCGGGGUUGGAGAGGAGGAUGUCGGCGCCAUGGAGGACGAGUUCGACAUGCAUCAUGACGAGCUGGAAGAUGACGGACAGCAAGACUCUCCGAGUCGGCGCUUCCCAGGUCGGCUUUCUGCCGUCCUGCCUCGCCACGCCGAUCCAACCCUCGCAAGCGAGAUGUUGACAGUCCAAGAAACAGCUGAAGGGGAUGAGGCAGAUGCGGUGGAGUCGGCCAGACACUAUGUUGUGUCAGAAGCUGAGGAAGACAUUACUGAGGCGGGUGACCCAAUGCACCUGGACGAGCCGGAGGCAGAACUGGCCCAGACGGAGCGGGAAACCACUACGCCACCAGCCUCGCCUCCGAGAUACGCCGGCGCCAUGUUCAGCCUCAGUGGCAGAGACCUACAUCAUCAUGACGAUCUCGACUCCGAGUCGGAGGACGAGCUGGGUCCCAACCCAAGGCAGAGCCAAGCCGAUUCCACUUCAACCUUCGAUGCAUUCCCAGCCACUCCUUGCCCUGCCUCGUCUUCGAGGAUGACAGCGCAUUAUGGGUCUGGCAAGAGUAUCAAGUCUGCUGGCCGAAGCACGGCUAAGAGGCCAAGGAUGGAUGACAAAUUUGGCUUCACCCCUCUGAUCCACCAGUUGAGCGGAUGGACGACGGGCUCGAGUCCCGUCAAGGUCCCUAAAUCUCCGGAUGUUCUCUCGUCUGAGGAUGCCGAGGUUGGUACCCCAGCACAAGAGCAAGAUUCUCCGGCUCCAGUAGAUUCACCCACCAUGAACGCCUUCUUCGAGGAGGCAAUGUCAGCUGACCCUCACGCCGUUGAGCCUGAGGUGGAAGCCGUUAUUGAGGCCGAAGUGGAGGCACCCCUGACCGGCGAGGUUCUUGAGCCUGAAUUUAGCGACGCUUCCAUGUCGGCCGAGGACCUGGCUUUGGUCAAGGAGGCCAACGAGAUGUCACUCAUGGCCCCUGAGCAGUUGGAAGAUUUUGUCGACCAUGGGGAUCCAGACGAGACCCUGUCGGACGCCAGCCAAGAGUAUGGAGACGAAAACGACGUCCCCAUCGAUCCGGCUCUUCUGCCACCAGCACCAGAGGCCACUGUUGUUGUACCUCCUGUUACCCCUCAACGGAUGAUCAUGAGGGACUUCCACACCGUGUCCAAGGUCCCGCUCAAGCCUGCAGACGACUCCACCCCUCGCCCCAAGAUGAGGAAGCGAAGUCACAGCAUCUCACGCCUGCCAGUCCAACGACCGACACAGGGCCUCACCAGGAGCGCGACCGUCAUCUCUUACUCUCCCACCAAGCAGAGGGAGCAGUCCGUGCCAGAGGAACGCGAGACGGGUCGUGCGCAGUCAGUGCCUCCCGUCACGCCAACCAAGUCCGAGAGCGGAUGGUCGAUGGCAGGCACGCCGGCCCGCACUCCCCGGCGCGACCUCAACCCGGCGCUGCUCCGGGGCGCCGUCGUGUUCGUGGACGUCCACACGAGCGAGGGCGCCGACGCGAGCGGCAUUUUCGUCGAGCUGCUGAGCCAGAUGGGCGCCCGCUGCGUUAAGAGCUGGCCGUGGAACCCGAGCAGCCCGCCGGGGCCCGGAGGCGCGCCGGCCUCGUCCAGGAUUGGAAUCACCCACGUCGUGUACAAGGACGGUGGCAAGCGGACACUCGAGAAGGUCCGCGAGAGCGCCGGGGUCGUCCAGUGCGUCGGGGUCAGCUGGGUGCUUGACUGCGAACGCGAGAACCAGUGGCUCGAAGAGGCGCCGUACUACAUCGACACGUCGCUCGUGCCCCGCGGGGGCGCCCGCCGCCGCAAGAGCAUGGAGCCCAAGGCCCUCGCCAGCCUCAACGGCAUUGUGCUUGCCACGACGCCGGCGAGGAGAACCGCCAGCACGGGCAGCGGCAACCCAGACGUGGCGCGCGAGUGCCACACGGCGCCCAGCACGCCCAUGAAUCGCCGGGACAGCGGGUUGUGGAUGCGCACUCCGGAGGACGAGGACAAGGAGAAGGACAGCGGCCACGACCUUGACCACCAUGGCGACGACGCCCACGGUGGAGACAAUACCAUCGAUACGUCGUCGGAGUGGGACUCUGCGUUCCUGACGCCGGUGCCCAAGACGCCGGCUCCCGAGGUGAUCGCGCGCUUCGCGGCCAACGUGACGCCCGUGACGCCGCGCGGGAUGGGGGGUUACGGGGAAGAAGCAGACGACGACGACGACGACGAGCGGGAGCAGAGGGAGGCACUGGCGACGCGCACGUGCCCGCCGAAGCGGACUGGGGCGGAGGCGGAGGCAGCGUACUACGGCGUGCUCGGCGGGGACAAGGAUGAGCGGGUCAUGAUGCGGCUCAUGGCGGCGAGGCGGAAGAGUCUGCAGUUUGCGCCGAAGGUGGGGAGUCCGCUUUCUAGGGCUUGGAAGUAGGAGGGUUUGCUUGUUUGCUUGCUCCUUGAGCUGGUGGUUGUGAGGUUUUUCUUAUUCUUUUCUUUCGGGGAGGCAGGGGCUGGGGUUGGUUGGGGUCGCUUGAUGGUCGUCUAAUUGCUCGAGUUAUGGGCGAUUAUUGUGUGUGUUUCCUCGAGUCACUCGUUUGGGUUCUGAAGGGAAGGGAAUGAUGGCGUUAGGAUCGGCCCAGAUGGCCUGGUCUAGGAGUCUGGGACUGUAGUGUAUUGCAUGCUUGCUGUAUAAAGUACAACUUCAACAUACUGAGCCCCUGUUCGUUGUCGUGUAAGUUCAUGAAUCGUUAGCAGGAAGGAGCUGUUGGGCUGGGUUGAAAGAUGAUCUAUUCCAAUCGUCGAUGGAUGUUGGUUUUGUCUAAAAUACGG
Phialemonium atrogriseum is the source of this 4272-nucleotide messenger RNA. RefSeq lists its product as uncharacterized. Gene Ontology annotation, biological process: mitotic cell cycle. Gene Ontology annotation, molecular function: DNA binding. The transcript has 2 exons. The coding region runs from base 176 to 3874 and encodes 1232 amino acids. Lineage: Eukaryota; Fungi; Ascomycota; Sordariomycetes; Cephalothecales; Cephalothecaceae. The record is from RefSeq and is a predicted model, not a curated record.